AUGGUUGUCUUCAUUGAUGACAUUUUAAUAUACUUGAGAAGUUGGGAAGAGGACGCACAACAUUUAAGGAUUAUGCUACAGACCCUACGGGAGCAUAGAUUGUACGCGAAAUUUUCUAAGUGCACGUUUUGGUUGAGUAGUGUUGGUUUUCUGGAACAUAUUGCAUCUAAGGAUGGAGUACAAGUAGAUCCCAAUAAAGUUGAGGCAAUUGAGAAUUGGGCUAGACCCACGACAGUUACGAAAAUCAAGAGUUUUCUAGGAUUGGCUGGGUAUUGUCGACAAUUUGUGAAAGAUUUCUCUAAGAUAGCCUCUCCGCUAACGAGGUUAACUCAAAAGGGAGUAAAAUUUGAAUGGUCAGAAGCUUAUGAACACAGUUUUAAAACAUUAAAAGCUUGUUUGACUUUCACACCCGUAUUAAGUCUGCCAUGUGGGUCUGGGGGCUACACUAUUUAUUGUGAUGCUUCGAGGGUUGGAUUAGGAUGUGUCUUGAUACAGCAUGGUAGAGUCAUCGCUUAUGCCUCAAGACAACUUAAGAGGCAUGAAUAG
Messenger RNA from Theobroma cacao (cacao), 546 nucleotides. NCBI's taxonomy places the organism in Eukaryota, Viridiplantae, Streptophyta, Magnoliopsida, Malvales, Malvaceae. The record is from RefSeq and is a predicted model, not a curated record.